GAGAAGAUGGCAUGUAUAUGUUUCGUAUACAGGGUGAAAUAUAUUACUCUAUUGGAUCUCUUUUUCCUGAUAUCAAAAAACCAAAAUUUUUACAACUAUAUAUCUAUAACACUGAACACGAGACCAAUAAUCAACUCGCAAUAAUACCUAAUUUUCAUAAAAACACUUUAGAGUUAAUCAAAGAAAUAUUAAACCAAUUUAACUCUUUCAUGACCAAUUUUCGUUCUAUAGCUACGAAUAGUAUAGAUAAUCUUCGCCUUAUUAUAAAAGCUGAUCAUAGUUUAGAUCAACGUAUAUACAAUACACUAACUGCUUCACAAGUCGCAGCCGUGUGGAUAAAUAGUCAUGAUCCUGUAAAUCCGACAAAACGUAAUAUUAUUGUAAAAACUAAAUCUCGAAACCUGCAAUAUAUCUCCGAAAUGAACAGAUCUUACAAUCUGAUACAAUACCCACUUUUCUUUCCUAGAGGAGAUUAUAGAUGGAAUCUUGAAAUAUUACAGAAUGCAUCUCUAAAAAAAGUAACUACAAGACAAUAUUACACAUACAAAUUACACAUUCAUGAGAAUUCUCUGACAUUAAUUCACCAUGGAAGAAGACUUUUACAACAAUAUAUUGUUGAUAAUUAUGUUAAAAUUGAAUCAGAACGACUAAAUUACCUACAAUUAAAUCAAGACAAACUAUGA
Dentiscutata erythropus is the source of this 683-nucleotide messenger RNA. The record is from the annotation of a GenBank genome assembly. NCBI's taxonomy places the organism in Eukaryota, Fungi, Glomeromycota, Glomeromycetes, Diversisporales, Gigasporaceae.